CCUCCUCCUUGUUCCCCAAAGGCGCGACCUGACAUCCUCCCAGAGUGAGAGAGGAGAUAUAAAAAGAGAGGCUUUUGCCUGCGUAGAGGAACCGCAGUUAUGCGAACGAGACGCGGUCUUUCAUCCCGGCCGAAGGAGGCGGCGGAGGAGGAGAGGGCUGGUGGCGGAGGGAAGAGGAACAGGGGAAGAGAGCACUACGGCCGCCGGAAGAGACCGCGGGCGGCGUCACCGGCGGCGGAGGGGGACGGCGGAGGAGGAGCGAUGGCGGAGGACCUUUUCGACAUCCUCCCUGACGAAAUUAUCGUCCUCAUCCUCGGCAAAAUCGUAUCCUCCGCCUCCUCGCCCUCCGACCUUAUCAGCAUCCUUAUCACUUGUAGGAGGGCUAAUAGGUUGGGGAUGAGUCCCUUUGUUCUCUCGAAGGCCUCCGCAAAGAUCUUUGCCAUUAGGGCGAAGAACUGGUCCGACUCCGCUCACAAAUUUCUGAAGCAGAGCGCCGAUGCAGGAAAUCUGGAAGCUUCCUACAUACUGGGCAUGAUCCGAUUCUACUGCUUGGAGAGCAGAGCGAGCGGUGUUUCGCUGGUGGCGCGGGCGGCGAUCGGGUCGCAUAUGGCGGCGCUCUACGCUCUGGCGGUCAUCCAGUUCAACGGCAGCGGGGGCUCGAAACAUGACAAGGACCUUCGCGCCGGGGUUGCCCUGUGCGCUCGCGCGGCAGCGCUCGGCCAUGUCGACGCCCUUCGCGAGCUCGGCCACUGCUUACAGGACGGCUAUGGCGUGCGCCAGAACGUGGUCGAGGGGCGGCGCUUCCUGGUCCAGGCCAACGCGCACGAGCUCGCUGUCGUCCUCGGCUCUACCGCCAAGGCGGCGUGGCAGGCCCACCGCCACCACCGCAUCUCGGAAGGGGGCAGCUGUUGCUCCCUGCUCAGCGACUUUGGCUGUAACGUUCCGGCGCCGGAGGCCCAUCCGGCGAACCGGUUCAUGGUGGAGUGGUUCGCUAUGAGGGGUGGUCCCUCCAGAGAGGGGUUGAGGAUGUGCUCCUACGGCGGCUGUGGUCGGCCCGAGACGCGGCGGCACGAAUUCCGGCGGUGCUCGGUUUGCGGCACUGUAAACUACUGCUCUCGGGCGUGUCAAGCUCUCCACUGGAAACUGGCGCACAAGACCGAGUGCGCCCCCGUGGACGGGUGGCUCGACGCCCCUGUCGGUGCUGCCGGCGGUGGAGGCGGUGCUGGUGGAGGUGCACCACGGGUGAACGGCGGCGUAGGCCUAGUGAAUUAUUAGAGUAGACCGUGACGCAGGCUGUAGCAGGCUGGAGUUUUCCGUUUGUUUCUUUCGUUUAUGUAUAGUUGGUAAAAAUGUUAUCUUCUUCUUUUGCUGUAAAUAUAUUUUAUUUUAUUCGAUUCUUGGUGAAAUAUUUUUGUUUAAUUUUAAAGCAUAAAAACCAGCGGUUGCUAUUCA
Messenger RNA from Elaeis guineensis (African oil palm), 1452 nucleotides. RefSeq names its product F-box protein At5g50450. Lineage: Eukaryota; Viridiplantae; Streptophyta; Magnoliopsida; Arecales; Arecaceae. The record is from RefSeq and is a predicted model, not a curated record. Gene Ontology annotation, molecular function: protein binding.